Molecule: messenger RNA, 2112 nt
Organism: Lipotes vexillifer (Yangtze River dolphin)
Lineage: Eukaryota; Metazoa; Chordata; Mammalia; Artiodactyla; Lipotidae
Gene: FASTKD3
Product: FAST kinase domains 3
Exons: 6
Coding region: 37-2016 (659 amino acids)
Biological process (GO): regulation of mitochondrial mRNA stability; mitochondrial RNA processing
Cellular component (GO): ribonucleoprotein granule; mitochondrial matrix
Molecular function (GO): RNA binding
Source: RefSeq, a predicted model, not a curated record
UAGUUAUAAAUCAAGAGGAGUUGAGAGUCUGGUGGCAUGGCUUUAAUUACCUUGAGGAGGAACCUUUGUCAUUUAUCUGAUUUUCGGAUACAUGGAGCUCUGGCUGGUCUGAAAACUCAACAUGUAAAUUGUGUUCAGAAGACAGUCAAGGAGCAUCUGUGUCCAUGGUUUUGGUCACUGCAACUUGAGCCUGUUAGGGUCAGGUUCCAUCAUGCCCAUUCUAAAAAGUUCCAUUCAGAAAACGGAAAUGACCUUCAUCCAGUUGGUGAGCCAGUGUUCUCUCAAGUACAUGCUUGGGACAGGUCUGAACACAGUGUUAAAAAUGUGGAUGAACAGAUAUUUUACAGGAGACUAAACAGCUUCACUUCAUCGGAAGAAGUCUUACAUUAUAUAAGCACACUGCAGACCUUGCCUGAUACUAUGGCAGCAGGAGCCUUACAUCGGAUUUGUGAAAUGGAAAAAAAAGAUGAUGAUCAAAGGUUGCCAAAAGAAAUACUGGAGAAUAGUGCCUUUCAAGCUUUGUGUAAUCAGUUUGCACAGGACCCCUCAAAUCUGUCAAACAUGGGUUUGGUGACUGCUUUGCAAGCCCUGACCCUGUAUGUGGAUCCCCAAAGUCGCUUGCUGCUAAGCCUCCUGGCAAAGUGCCAGCAUCGUCUCGAAAUGGGUAGCUUGGACAUUCACAGUCUUUGUAUCCUGGGGGAAUGUCUGAUUAAACUGCAAGGUCCAGGUUGUUCGACACUAGACCUGAUUAUAUAUCAACUGCAAGGUGAAAAUUUGGAAAAAUUUACCCCCGAGGAUAUUGUGACCCUUUACAGAAUACUGCAGGCAUGUCCUGAAAAAGUUGACCAACACCAGACGUUUUUAAAUAAGAUAAAUAACUUUUCUCUGUCAGUAGUUUCCAACCUGAGUCCUAAGUUGCUGAGCCAAAUGCUCACUGCCCUGGUGGUCCUUGAUCAAACUCAGGCACUUCCGCUGGUUAUAAAAUUGGGUAAAUAUGUUGUGAGGCAUAUCCCUCAUUUCACUAAUGAAGAGCUCAAAGAAGUCUUAGAGGCAUUCAUCUACUUUGGGCACAAUGACAGAUUUUUUACAGAAGUCCUAGAGCAACAUGUCGCUUCCCUCUGUCUCACUCUGGAUCCCGAGGUUGUCAGCAAAGUCAUGGAGUAUUGCAGUAGAAAGCUGAUUUUUUCAAAACCCAUCCUCGAUGCAGCGGCAGAAACUUUCGUUUGUCAGUCAGAAAAAUUUUCACCUAAUCUAACUGCUGAGUUAAUUGAACCAUUUGGAAAACUCAAUUAUUUGCCACCAAAUGCCUCUGCUUUAUUUAGGAAGCUAGAAAACAUACUGUUAACUCGUUUCAAUUAUUUUCCACCCAAAACACUAUUGAAACUUCUCCAUUCAUGUUCACUUAUUGAAUGCCAUCCAGUCAACUUUAUGGCCAAAAUAUUCAGCCCGUAUUUUCUUCAACAGCUGCAAGGUGAAGAGUCCUAUUUGGACAGACUGAGCUUAGCACAACUGACCCAACUUUUCUUAACCGCGAUUCUAGAAUGCCCGUUCUAUAAGGGUCCAAAACUUCUUCCUAAAUAUCAAGUGAAAUCAUUUCUUACUCCGUGCUGUUCCCUGGAGACCCCCAUGGAUUUUCAGCUUUAUAAAUCUGUGAUGAUUGGACUGAUUGACCUCUUAGGAGCAAGAUUGUAUUUUGCUUCAAAAGUGUUAACACCCUAUUGUUACACGAUAGAUGUUGAAAUUAAAUUAGAUGAAGACGGAUUUGUAUUACCAUUUACAGCUGAUGAAGAUAUACAUAAAAGGGUAGCACUGUGCAUUGAUGGUCCAAAAAGAUUUUGUUUGAAUAGCAAACACUUACUGGGAAAGGAAGCUACUAAACAAAGACAUCUGUGCUUACUUGGUUAUCAAGUUGUCCAGAUUCCGUAUUACGAGAUUGAGAUGCUAAAAUCAAGACUUGAAUUAGUGGAAUAUUUACAAAGAAAACUAUUUUCUCAAAACUCUGGUGGUCACUGGUAAUAAGAAUGAAUACUGACUUCAGAACUCAAAUAGUGAAAGAACUUGCAAAUUAGCCGUUUAUUUAUGUACUUUGGUGAUCUGAAAGGGGUCUCUAGU